GCUGAGGUGACUAGAGAGAGAGUGUACGCUAUGCAUCAGUCCAGUAUAGAUGGGGUGGAGGACAUGUCCACUCUGGCAGAACUACACGAAGCUGCCAUCAUGCACAACCUCUACCAGCGCUACCAGAAGGACAGCAUCUAUACCAACAUAGGCAGUAUCCUGGCAGCAGUGAACCCUUAUAAACAGAUCCCAGGCAUGUAUGACCUAGAUAGAGUUGAGCUGUACAGUCGACACCACAUCGGAGAACUCCCGCCCCAUAUCUUCGCUGUGGCCAAUGAGUGCUACCGCUGCAUCUGGAAACGACACGACAGCCAAUGCGUCCUCAUCAGUGGGGAGUCGGGGGCUGGUAAGACAGAGAGCACCAAGCUGCUGCUCCAGUUCCUGUCUGUGAUGAGCCAGAACUCUGCUGGGAUGCCUCCUUCUGAGAAGACCACACCAGUGGAGCAGUCCAUCGUUCAGAGCAGUCCUAUCAUGGAGGCGUUUGGGAAUGCCAAGACAGUGUACAACAACAAUUCUAGUCGCUUUGGGAAGUUCAUCCAGCUCCACUUCUCCCAGAGCGGGAACAUCCAUGGUGGAUGUAUCGUUGACUAUUUACUGGAGAAGAACCGCGUGGUGAGACAGAACCCUGGAGAACGAAACUACCACAUCUUCUACGCCCUGCUGGCCGGAGCCAACAAGGAACACAGGGAGCUGUAUUUCCUGGACGACCCUCCUGAGUCAUUCCACUACCUCAGCCAAUCAGGCUGUCUCAAAGACAAGAGCCUGGACGAUAAACAGCUCUUCAACAGCGUCAUGGAGGCGCUGAAGGUGAUGGAGUUCACUGAGGAGGAGACCAGAGACGUGUUCAAACUGCUGUCUGGAGUCCUACAGCUGGGCAACAUUCAGUUCAUGACCGCCGGAGGAGCGCAGAUCACCACCAAACAGGUGCUCAGUAAUGUCAGUGAGCUACUUGGGCUGGACUGCUUCCAGCUGUCUGAGGUGCUGACGCAGAGAUCCAUGAUCCUCAGAGGAGAAGAGAUAUGCUCUCCACUCACCAUAGAACAGGCGGUGGAUUCCCGGGACUCUGUCUCCAUGGCUCUGUAUUCCCAGUGUUUUUCCUGGAUCAUUCUCCGGAUCAACCAGAAGAUCAGAGGGAAAGACAACUUCAAGUCCAUCGGAAUACUGGACAUCUUCGGCUUCGAGAACUUCCAGGUGAAUCGGUUUGAGCAGUUCAACAUCAACUAUGCCAACGAGAAGCUGCAGGAGUACUUCAACAAACACAUCUUCUCCCUGGAACAACUGGAGUACAACAGAGAGGGAGUCCAGUGGGAAGCCAUAGACUGGAUGGAUAACGCUGAGUGUCUGGACCUCAUAGAGAAGAAACUUGGGAUGCUAGCGUUGGUCAACGAGGAGAGUCGCUUCCCCAAAGGGACAGACUUCACACUGCUGGAGAAACUACACAGCAGGCACUCUACAAACCCUUACUAUGUGAAGCCUCGACUGGCUGACCAUCAGUUUGGCAUCAGGCACUAUGCUGGAGAGGUUCUGUAUGAUGUCACCGGGGUUCUGGAGAAGAACAGAGAUACAUUCAGAGACGACAUCCUGAACAUGCUGAAGGAGAGCAAACUGGACUUCAUCUAUGAUCUGUUUGAGAGAGUGGGCAGCAGGAACAGUGAGGAGACUCUGAAGAUGGGAACAGCCAGACGCAAGCCUACCGUCAGCUCACAGUUUAGGGACUCUCUCCAUUCCCUCAUGGGCACUCUGAGCGUGUCCAACCCUUUUUUUGUGCGCUGCAUCAAACCCAACAACGAGAAGAACCCUAGCGUGUUUGACCCGGAAGUGGUUCUGAACCAGCUGAGGUAUUCUGGAAUGUUAGAAACAGUUAAGAUCCGCCGGGCCGGCUUCCCUGUCCGCAGAACCUUCAAAGACUUCAUCAGCCGGUAUCAGAUCAUUCUGCAAGAGAAGGGGGGUGGAGCGGGGGAUGAUAAGAAGAGGAGUACAGACCUGCUGACCAAAUACGACCGUGCCAAGAAGGAGUGGCAGCUGGGAAAGACCAAGGUGUUUAUGAAGGAGUCUCUGGAACAGCAUCUGGAGAAAGAGAGAGACGAGGUUCGCCGUAAAGCAGGCAUGGUCAUCAGAGCCCACAUCCUCACCUACACCGCCAGGAAGCACUUUAAGCGUGUGAAGGGGAGCGUCAUCACCCUCCAGGGGUACCUUCGUACCCACAUACAACGGAAAUGGUUUCUACGGCGAUGCUUGGCGACGCGGGUACUCCAAAAACACAGACGAGGACAGGUGGCCCGCGCAAGCUGCCGUAAACUCAGAGAGGAGAGGAGGAAGAGAGAGGAGGAGGAGAGGAAGAAGAGAGAACAGGAGGAGGGAGGCGUAGAGGCCGCUCAGGGUUCUGAGAAGAAGGAAGGAAAGACGGAAGAAGAGGCCCGUCAGAUGGAGGAGAUCUUGCGUAUAGAGUUGGAGAUCGAGCGCCUACAGAAACAGAGGGAGGAUGGGGUCUCCCAGCUCUGUGAGUCCUCCAGGCAGGAGCUCCGGCUACGCCGGGACGCAGAGAUCAAGAGGCUGAAGAAGGAGGCCUCUCGUAAGGCCACAGAACUAAUCGACCUCCUGGACUUUGGAGGUCUGGAUCCUAGUUUAGCCACCGCGGCUAGCGCUAGUACAGAGCGGCUCCAGGAGGAGCCAGGCAUGGCCACAGCCGGAACCCAGGAGGAGGAGGUGGACGAGGGCUUCCAUGCCGAGGAGGAGUGUACUGUCCCUCUCCUCCCAGACUUCCCUCCUCCACCUGAGGCUGACGCUGCCGUGGACCAGGAUAUGUUCGCUCACCUGCCGCCCCCUCCACCCGCCUUCGCUGAGGGCUCUACUGCUACACCACCUCCCCCUCUCCUCGAUUCAUCCUCACCCACUCCCGUCCCUCCCCCGCCUCCCCCCUUACCAGCUGGGGAUGGCUCUGACACCCCUCUCCCACCUCCCCCCCCACCACUGCCUCCUGAAGAGGGGGAGGGAAAAGGAAAAGAGGGGGAGAAAAAAGAGGGUGAUGGAGGGAGGACGAGUAUCUUGAGCCUCGGAGAAGGGGAGGAGCCGAUCUACAGCAUGCCGGUCGACAGCGGCGAAUCAGAUUACGACGAGGAGGAGGGCUCUGUCACCGCGGGAGACGAUGGUUCCGCAUCCGGGCAGAAUAGCAACAGAGGCAGCGCGUCCAUGACAGAGGAAGAAGCUCUGAGGAAGUCCACGUGCACCAAUGCCAGCAUAGAGUCAUACAGGGGCAGCUCUGACUCAUACAUAGAGAGUGAUGAUGAGCAUGAUGGGCUGUUGGACACAGAUGAGGAGGUACACAACGGCAGGGUCACUCUUCUCAACGGGAACGGACCUCCGUACUUCCAUAGCUACCUCUACAUGAAGGCUGGUCUGAUGAUUCCAUGGCGCAGGCGGUGGUGUGUGUUGAAGGAUGAGACCUUCAUGUGGUUCCGCUCCAAACAGGAGUCCCUCAAGUCUGGCUGGCUCCAUAAGAAGGGAGGAGGACUGUCCACUCUGUCCCGCAGGAACUGGAAGAUGCGUUGGUUUGUUCUGAGGGAACACAAACUGAUGUAUUUUGACAACGACAGCGAGGAGAAACUGAAGGGAACCAUCGACAUCCGCGCCGCCAAAGAGAUCGUGAACAACCAUGAGAAGGAGAAUGCGUUGAACAUCGUGACAGAUGAGAGGACGUACCAGGUAUUUGCUGAGUCGCCAGAAGACGCCAGUGCGUGGUAUAACGUCCUCAGUAAGGUCCAUGUGUAUACUCCCGAGCAGCUGAUGGACAUGUCUCAUGAACAGGCCAACCCCAAGAACGCUGUGGGAACUCUGGACGUGGGGCUGAUUGACUCAGUCUGUGCCUCUGACAACCCAGACAGGCCCAACUCCUUUGUGAUCAUCACAGCGAACCGUGUGAUCCACUGUAACACUGACACUCCAGAGGAGAUGCACCACUGGAUCAGCCUGCUGCAGAAACCUAAAGGAGACGCCAAGAUAGACGGACAGGAGUUCCUGGUUAGGGGUUGGCUCCAGAAGGAGAUGAAGACAGGAACUAAGAGUAAUGUUCUGAAGCUGAAGAAGCGCUGGUUCGUGUUAACCCAUAACUCCCUGGAUUACUACAAGAGCUCUGAGCGAAACUCCUCCAAGAUGGGAACCCUCGUCCUCAACUCCCUCUGCUCUGUCUUUCAACCUGAGGAACGAGUGCACAGAGAGACAGGGUACUGGAACAUCGUAGUGCACGGUAGGAAGCACUCGUAUCGCCUCUACACCAAGAUGCUGAAUGAAGCUCUGAGAUGGAUAGCAGCCAUACAGGCAGUGAUAGACAGCAAGACACCCAUAGAAACACCGACACUACAGCUCAUCAGAGAUAUCAAGGACAGCAGUCUGAACCCUGAGGCAGUGGAGCAGACCUACAGGAGGAAUCCCAUCCUCAGAUACACUCAGCACCCUCUACACUCCCCCCUACUGCCACUACCCUACGGAGAAGUCAUCCAGAGACAGCAGGGCUAUGCCAGUCUUCAGGAUGAAGCUAUCCGAGUGUUUAACUCUCUUCAGGAGAUGGAGACUCUGGCAGACCCUGUUCCUAUCAUUCGGGGGGUACUGCAGACCUGUCAGGACCUGAGACCUCUCCGAGACGAGGUAUACUGUCAGGUGAUCAAGCAGACCAAUCACGUGCCUCAGCCCAAUCAGCCCAAUCAGCGGGCUCAUUGGCACCUCCUCACCUGUAUGAGCUGUACCUUCCUCCCAAGCCGGACCAUCCUCAGAUACCUGCGCUUCCACCUCAAAAGGGUGCGAGAGCAUUUCCCCAACACAGAGAUUGAGCGUUAUUCUGCUUUUAUCAAUGAGUCUCUGAAGAAGACCAAGACCAGGGACUUUAUUCCGUCUCAGGAGGAGAUCGUGGCCCUACUGGUGAGGCAGGAGAUGACAACUACAGUCUACUGCCAUGGAGGAGGCUCCUGCAAGAUCUCCAUCAAUUCACACACCACCGCUGGAGAGGUGGUGGAGAAGUUGAUCCGCGGCCUGGCCAUGGAGGACAGUAGGAAUCUGUUCUCUCUGUUUGAGCACAACAAGGUGACGGACCGAGCUCUGGAGAGCAGGGUCAUAGUGGCUGACGUCCUCGCCAAGUUUGAGAGGCUGUCAGGGACUGAGGAGGUUGAGGAGGAAGGACAGUGGAGACUCUAUUUUAAACUUUACUGUUUCCUCGACAUGGAGAGCAUGCCUAAGGAGGGGGUGGAAUUUGCCUUCAUGUUUGAGCAGGCCCAUGAGUCUCUGAUCAGUGGUCACUUCCCGGCCCCAGAGGAAACUUUGCAGCAGCUAGCCGCUUUACGGCUACAGUAUCUCCAUGGAGACGGGGCCAGCCGCGCUGGGUGGAGCCUCGGUAGUGUUUACCCAAUGGGGCGCCUCCGCACGCGCAUCUUCCACUCCACCAAACAGGGAGGCGCGGCAGGAGGAGAGGGAGGAGGAGGGCAGGUGGGAAGUGUCAAGGGGGACGGGCAGGAUAGAAGGAGAACCCCCAGCUUCCUGGAUGGAAGUCUGAGGCGCAGCUUCAAGACGGGCUCGCUGAAGAAACAGAAGGAGGAAGAGGGGCAGCAGGUAGAGAUGUGGGUGAAGGAGGAGACAUCGGCCACCAGAGCCCAUGUUCUGGAUAAAUGGACCAAGUUACAGGGACUCCCCCAGCACCAGGCUCUGCUCAAAUACAUGUCCAUCGUCAAAGAGUGGCCCGGAUAUGGCUCUACACUGUUCGACGUGGAGUGUAAGGAAGGAGGUUUUCCCCAUGACCUGUGGCUGGGUGUGAGUGCUGACAACCUGUCUGUGUAUAAGAGAGGGGAACCCAAACCUCUGCAGACGUUCCAGUAUGAGCAGAUCACCUUCUUUGGAGCUCCACAACCCUGCACCUACCAGAUCACUGUCGACAGCAACGACUUGUUCUUCCACACUCCAUUGGUGAUGGAGAUUGCUAAGAUCAUGAAAGCCUACAUCAACAUGAUGGUGAAGAAACGCUGCAGCAUCAUGUCUGUCUCCAGCGUCGCCAGCGCCUUCGUCAGGUGAUCAACCAGCAGCCAAUCAGGGCCCUCUAUUCAACAGCACAGGCCUAUCAGAGUGAGGCAGGAAGUGGAUACAAUCCACGGAUUGGUCGGACAGUUGUUUUUUUGGUGGAGUCAGCUGAUCUUGGAGAGGGGAAACCACAAAACAGCGGACAGCGAGGGAUCUAAAAUGACAUCCGAUUUCACAAAGCGAAAAGGGGAUGGACACUGCAGAUAACUAUUCUAGACAUGGGAAUUGGGUGGAUUGGGUUAAAUAUCUGUUCGUUAACAAUGAGCAAUGAAAAUGACCCAUUUUGGGGAGGACAACUCCAGCACCACCAACCCCCAGUUACCCUGCAUGUCACUGUCUUACAGACAGCAGGUCCAGCACAUUCUAACUCAACCUUACUUCAUCUAAAUAUCUCUUAUUACUCCUUUUAUAUCAAUCUCUAAUCUCUCUCUCUCUCUCCUGUCAUCCCUCUCUCUCUGUUCUCUCUGGACCAAACCCAUACCAACGACAAGCACAAUAGCCCAGUCAAACCAUACCACCCGCAAAGCUCCGUCGCCCCCUUCUCCACCCCGAUAACACACGCCCCGUCGCAGUCCCAACACACUGCCAGCUAGGAGAGAUCAAAUGAAGCCUGUUACUAUUUCUAUCUUCCUUCCUCUGUCUCUUACCCUCUCUCCCCCAUUUGAUGAAACUCUCUUUUUCUCUGUCUGUGUCCCAUUUCGCCUCUCUUUACAGUUACGUGUUAAUUUAUUCUCUGUUGCUUGCUUGCUUCCUUUCCUCUCUCUUUCUCUCACUCACUCUCUCGUUCAUCUGCUGUCGUCCGUGGUGACUGAGAUAAAGGACUCACUGUGUUUUGUAUUUUCAUCUCGGGGUCAAAUGGAAAAUCAGGUUCCUUCUUCAUCAGACUGCACAGUACUUACUUCCUGUGUCAAAGGAAGUGACAUGACAUAUGGUCAAAGGAAGUGACCUCACACAAACCCCCUCAAGAGAACCAGGACUGGAGGCCCACCCAGGGCCUUCUCCCCGGGAUCAUCCUGACUCAGAGGCUCUUUCAAUACAGGUACUGUAGGAUUACAGUCGCUCGUGAAAGACUACGCACCUCUUGCACAGUCUUCACAUUUUUGCUGCCUUAAAAUGUCAUCUGAAAAAGAGAUUACAUUAAAACAUUCCCCGACUGAUCUACACAACCUGCUCCACAUUUUCAAAGUUAAAGAACAUUUUCUAAAUGACUAAGAAAUACAAAAUGAGGAUCCAUUGAUUGUCUAUGUCUUCACCCCCCCAGAGUUUGUGCUGGGAGGAAGCACCCUUUGGCAGACAUUAUAGCCGUGAGUCAUUUUGAGGAUUCUACCAACUUUGCACAACUCUUGGGGUAACAUAUAUCCAUUGUUUUUGUCAAAAUUGCUCAAGCUCAGAAAUUCUGUUUGGAAACAAUGGAUGUACGUUACCCUAGGAGUUGUGUAGAGUUGGUGGAAUCUUCGGGGUGUUUCACAGCUAUGGUGUCUGCCAAGGGGUGCUUCCUCCCAGUCCAAUUUGUA
Molecule: messenger RNA, 7571 nt
Organism: Oncorhynchus nerka (sockeye salmon)
Lineage: Eukaryota; Metazoa; Chordata; Actinopteri; Salmoniformes; Salmonidae
Product: unconventional myosin-X-like
Exons: 38
Coding region: 31-6051 (2006 amino acids)
Biological process (GO): signal transduction; axon extension
Cellular component (GO): axonal growth cone; cytoskeleton; myosin complex
Molecular function (GO): ATP binding; cytoskeletal motor activity; protein binding
Source: RefSeq, a predicted model, not a curated record